Molecule: messenger RNA, 1439 nt
Organism: Juglans regia (Persian walnut)
Lineage: Eukaryota; Viridiplantae; Streptophyta; Magnoliopsida; Fagales; Juglandaceae
Exons: 2
Coding region: 892-1245 (117 amino acids)
Source: RefSeq, a predicted model, not a curated record
GUAGGGUAUGUACAGUCCCCAAGGGAAGUUGUAGUUAGUAAUGUUGAUAUUAUCAAGUUAUUUGUCUGUUUUCAUGAGCUUAAUUAUUAGUUGAGAAUAAAAGAGAUCAAGAUUCAAGAUAGAUAUUAAUUCAGUCCCGAUUUGAACCAGCCCGGCUAUGUUGUUGAGGCCUUAACAGAAGGCACCAAUCGAAUUUUGCCACAUCACAUAUUCCACAUGAAACCAAAAAAGGUGCACCACUGGAAUAUGAAUUCUGCUGAAGCAAAACCUGUAAGCCCCUCGCUCUUCUUCCUCGAGUUUUCCAGAACAAGAAGAAAGAGAAAGAGAGAGGGUGAGGGUGAGGGUGAGUGAAAUUUUAGUACUUUGAUUUUCCGUUUCUUUAGAUUUUGCUUCGACAUUGAGUCUUCUGGCACGUCCUUGGGAAAAAUCGUAUGUUUCAGAUUCUUGGGCUUUGGUUUUAUUUCAGAAGAAUUUGUUCGGCCAAGGAAAUCUACAGCUGGUUGACUACACUUUUGCUUAAGAGAUCUAUUUUCUGAGCCUUGACAGGUUCAAAACUUUUGGGUUGCAGCCGGUUACUUUCGCUAGCCGACGAUCUCUUGGUGGCUUUCUUAGAGAGUAAGCUUGAGGGGUUCGAUUUUUUUCUUAUGCGAGAAGCCAUUGAUUCUAUAAAGAAAAAGAAAAAAGUUGAAAUCUCUCUCUCUCUCUCUCUCUCUCUCUCUCUCUCUCUCUCUCUCUCUCUCUCUCUACGUGUGGUUGUCGUGGGGUUGAACUCGUGUAAUGCUGGGGUCAGAAGCUCCAACAGGGUCUAACAACCUUUGUCUCGAUUGGGUAUCUCUGAUUUCCAACGCAGAUCGCCCAUAAUCAAAGUUCACGGAGAGAGGGGCCAUCGUCAUGAUGGAGAGGGCCGUCAUCUGGGUUCCAUGGGAGAGAAUGGAGAGUUGUUGUCAUCUGGGUUCCGUGGGAGAGAAUGGAGAGGGUUUGUGUUUCUGGUUCCGUGGGGAGAAAAUGGAGAGGGCAGCAUGCGUAAUACCAUGUAGAGGGGGCACAUGGCCAAUAUAUAUGAUAUCUCUUAAGGAAACUACUGCGGAUCCAUCUGAUGCAUCAUCUGUCAACGCUGCUCAGAUCAUUUCUCAAGUUCUUGGAUCACGUUCUGGAUAUUUGAGGGCCUUAGGACAUUGCAUGAAGCCAUCCUCAGCAUCAUCAUCCUCUUUUCGAACCAGAUCGAAUGACGACAAGACUAAGUAAUUGGAGGAAGCAACACUUGAGAUAGAACGUUUGAGAUCCAAGGAAGAAGAGUUGUUGACCCGAUUAGAUCAAACAGCAGAUCUUGAGGCGAGAUUAGAAGAGAACAUGUAGAGGAGACUGAGGACGAAGGUACAAAAAGCUAUGCUUCAAUUAUGUCCCAAAACAUUUGAACAAUUGAUGUUUGAAUUACAAUU